AUGUCACAGAGCGGCUACCCGUCUGCGAUGCGUUCUGUAUUGCCACCGGCACAACGCACUGGAGAGGGCCCUGCCUCGCCCCGUGAUGAAUCUGCCGUCUGCUCUGGGACUCGUACUCACGCAGCACGACCGGAUGACGGCACCAACUAUCCAGCUCGCUCCGCGAACUUCGACCGACAAGGUUCUCACGUAUCUUACCAUGAGACAACGGAUGGGCGCGCGGCUCAGGACGGUCUUCUGCAAAGGCAGACUGCCGCCAACUCCCACCUCCAGACGGGUAGGGUGCACACCGACAGAGGUGCACCGGAUGCGGGCGACCACCAUCGAUCUCGCAUGGGCAGAGCGUACACGGCGCCCGAGAGUGAUCGCCGCCACGCUGGCACUCAAGGUCUUCCGGAAGCUUAUGGCAGCCGUCACCCUCGUCCGGAGGCAAACGUGUACCCUGUGCGCAGGACCACCGACCAUGAGUUGAACGCCGUACCGGCCGCUGCUUCCAGGCAUGGCUCUCAACCUGAACCAAGAAUGGGGGAAGAGCGCCGCCGCGAGGAUGGACAUCAUCAAUAUGUACCCCCAGCCCAAAGCAACAUCGACUCCCAUCAUAUCUCAGGAUACGGACAGCCGUCUUCUAUUGACAGCAAUAAUGCGAGGAAGAGGACGUCAGUAUCCACAUCUGCCGUACCCGCGCAUAGUUCGCGACCUGAGACAUCGAGGGACGAAGAGCACCGUCGCGAAGGCCGUCGUCGGGAUGCACCUCCGGGUCAGGGGAACCCCAGUUCUGGCAAUGCCCCAGGGUACAGUCAGUCGCCCCCAGCUAGCGAUUACUAUUCGAAGAAGAGGGCUUCGGAGGCUUCCCCUACGCAGCAGUCUAGUCACUUUCAGGCGGGCGCUCGACCGCCCCUAGAACCCUACGCAGCGGGGAAAGCAGGCAUAUACGCGCCUCCCGCUAGCUCUGGACACGCGCAGUUUGUCCCGCAGAGCAGCGCAAUCUCUACGAGCGUUGCCAGGCAAAACGACUACGAAGGCCAUCAUCGGCCAGAUGAUCAGGCCCGUUACGCCGCCGAGCCUCAGGGGAGGCCUCUAGCGCCCUCUGCUGUCCCUCCAAGCCAGCAAUCCCGCCGUACUGUGUCCCAGGAGCCAACCGUAGACCAACUGCGUUCCAGAAACAAGUCCAGAACGUAUGAUAACCAGGGCGGGGCGACUAAAGAGCCUGGGCCCACAGGGGGUUCACAUGCGUAUUAUUCUCCAGAUGCAGCACUACCUUCGGGGGAAGGCCAUCAUCGGCCAGAUUAUCAGGCCCGUUACGCCGCCCAGCCUCAGGGGAUGCCUCUGGCGCCCUCUGCCGUCCCUCCAAGCCAGCAAUCCCGCCGUGCUGUGCCCCAAGAGCCGACCGUGGACCAACUGCGUUCCAGGAACAAGACUAGAACGUAUGCUAACCAGGGCGGGGCGACUAAAGAGCCAGGGCCCGCAGGGGGUUCGCAUGCGUAUUAUUCUCCAGAUGCAGCACUACCUUCAGGCUCGCCAGGCGACCUACGACCCGCUCAAGGAGCGGCACAACACCGCACCGCCAGUGGAGGUUCGAUGGACACUCAUAACCAAAGGUCUGAACGUGCAAUGGGUUCUCAUGCGCAUGUCGAGCAUCACCAGAUGGCCAACAAUUUCACCACCGGAGGCAAGCACACGGAAAACCAGAACCACCAGAACCAGCACCAGAGUCGGCCAGGCGAGAUAAGGAGGACCCCAAGCGCUGAACAGGCACCAUCCAGCUAUCUUCAAGGGAAUCUCGACCCUCGAGGGUUCAGUGGUCCGUCUCUAUCCCCCGUGCCGGAGAACCGUCAGUCCCGAGCACCAUCCCGUCUUCAGAUCUCAACGACUCCGACGCCUUCUAAUCCGCAGUCGGGUCAGCCUCGAGGGAAUACGAUGACACAGGGUAGCAGCUCGCAUCAUGACAGGCGCAGGGAAUCGGGGGAGUCUGAGAGUCGUAAUCCCAGGCAGGAGCCUCCCACCGAAGCGCCGCUCCCAAAGAGACGCAGGUCUUCCGCACACCGGCGUGACCCUUCUCACACGCACUCACCAGGUUCGGCUUAUCCUCCCGAACCAGAGCAUACCACUUGUCAUCCCCGGCGGAGCGACAAGAGCUCAACUUCGGCAGACAGGGAUUACUUUCCGCACACAUAUACAUCGAAGUAGGUGCAAAACUACCACU
Molecule: messenger RNA, 2203 nt
Organism: Phanerochaete carnosa HHB-10118-sp
Lineage: Eukaryota; Fungi; Basidiomycota; Agaricomycetes; Polyporales; Phanerochaetaceae
Exons: 10
Coding region: 1-2187 (728 amino acids)
Source: RefSeq, a predicted model, not a curated record